AUGGGAGCAUCUGAGGACCCUCAGCAUAUCAUAAAGGCCUAUUCAGAGGUCAUGCAAGAUAUUGAGAGAACCGAAAUAGAUAACGUCGCAGAGGAGAUUGAAAAGGUGUCCCGUGUCCGUCAGGAUGAGGAGGAAUGGAUCAAGGCACAGAAAAAGUAUCUCUGGAAGCUUGACUAUAUCCUUUUACCAGCCGUAACGAUUUUGUAUUUCUUUGAAUAUCUCAAUCGUGGCAACGUUGGAAAUGCUAAGCUCUAUGGCUGGGAUGCUGGACAUAAUUCUGAGAAAGAAGCGGUUGGUCUAGGGGCCAAGAGCCUUUCUUCCUCUGGAUUGCCUUUGGUGUAUGCGGAUGAGCCACUGCCAGUCUCCUCCGGUGCAUUAGAAGACCUAUUCGGUAUGAGAAUUGUCUACUAUCUUUCGCUAUGGUAUCAUCGAACCGAACUGGGCAUGCGCGUGUCUUGGUUUCUAGGACCAACCUCCAUCGCAGGUGCCAUUGGAGGACUAAUUGCCUAUGGCAUCGGUCGGAUCAGGAGCGAUACACCAGCCUGGAAGUGGCUUUUCUCAUUGAAGCCCUGCCUGUUUUUUGGUUGGGAUUAUUCUGUCGGUACUGGAUGCCAGACCGCCCAAAUAAGAACUCACGCUUCUCCAGCACAGUUACCGACUGGCGGCUGGAUGCGCAAGCUGCGAUUAUCUCCCGACGGCGCAAUGAUUUCUUCAAUCUCGGGAUUUCUCCAAACAAUUAUUCGUAAUCUUGGAUACACAGAAGCGACCAAGGCAAAUCCCAUGACGGCGCCCCCCUAUGCAAGCGCUUUCAUCCUCAUGUUUCUCGCAUCUUACUCCUCUGACCACUUCUGCAACCGAGGCAGACAUGUCACGAUACUCAUGUCCAUUUCCACUAUCAUUUCCACUAUCGCAUACGCUCUCUUCGCCACACUUCCUGAGGCCAAUCUCCAUGGCAAGUAUGCCUGUGUGUGUAUUGCAGUCGCGUGCGUCUACGCCACCUAUCCACCAACACAGGCCUGGGUCGCGAACAAUUUCGGAAACGAGACAAAACGGCCAAUCAGUAUGGGUCUGUAUACUGCACUCGGCAACCUGGGCUUAAGAAGGGGAAUUUCAUUUACAUGGGGCUUGUCGAUUGCUACGGCUGUUCUUGCGCUGGCGAGCCACAUGCUCUUGGAGGCUAUUGACAAACGGCGUGAUAAGAAGUAUCGCAGGCCAGUUCCGGGGCAGUCGUUAGAUGUAUCCGAGUUUGCGGACAGCGCACCGAUGUUUCGGUUUAUCACUUAA
Molecule: messenger RNA, 1284 nt
Organism: Talaromyces stipitatus ATCC 10500
Lineage: Eukaryota; Fungi; Ascomycota; Eurotiomycetes; Eurotiales; Trichocomaceae
Exons: 6
Coding region: 1-1284 (427 amino acids)
Cellular component (GO): membrane
Molecular function (GO): transmembrane transporter activity
Source: RefSeq, a predicted model, not a curated record